This is a messenger RNA of Gymnodraco acuticeps, 1910 nucleotides long. Its product is annotated as solute carrier family 43 member 3-like. Lineage: Eukaryota; Metazoa; Chordata; Actinopteri; Perciformes; Bathydraconidae. The transcript is spliced from 13 exons. Bases 1 to 1332 code for a protein of 443 amino acids. The record is from RefSeq and is a predicted model, not a curated record. Gene Ontology annotation, biological process: transmembrane transport. Gene Ontology annotation, molecular function: transmembrane transporter activity.
AUGCAGACGGAGGGCUACUUCAGUUCUCUGUGCGUCAGCACCACAGGAGUCAAUGCAACGCAGGUCUUAGAUUGCAGCGGACAGGAUGAACAGUUUUCUCUUGUUUUCACCAUCGCCUCCUUUCUGUUCAGUUUUCUGAUGCUACCAAAUGGUGUCCUCUUCGACCGGUUUGGUACUACAGUGGCUCGGCUCUUUGGAAUAACUCUUUACACCACGGGUACCUUGAUGAUGGCCUUCUCGACUGCAGCUUUAUCAAACCUGAUGUUCCCAGCUCUCGCCCUCAUGGCGUCGGGUGGCAACAUGCUUCUACUGACCAACUUGCAGUUAGGAAUCUUGUUCGGGUCACAUCGCUCCACUGUCAUCACUCUCUAUAACGGGUCCAUUGGCUCUUCAGCCGCGCUCUUCCUUGUCAUCAAGCUGUUGCAUGAGGCUGGCAUCUUUUUCCUCCCCUCCUUCCUCUUCCUCUCCGCCUGCAGCGUCCUUCACCUGCUCAGGACUUUCUUCCUGCUGCCCCGAGGCAAAAUUCCCCACCCACUGCCUGAUGGCUACACAUGCGGGAUAACCUGUGGUAAAUCAAAGACUCUGAGCUUGGAGCAGAUAACAGCGGAGGGUAACAAUCAACCGAUGACAGAGGAGGUCAAGGACGUCCCGGAUCAAGAGAAGAGUUUACGUGAGUGUUUGAAGUCCAGGCUCUUCUGGUGGCACCUGCUGUGGCUGUCAGUGAUGCUGCUCAGACAUUACCUCUACAUCGGCACCCUCAACCCCAUGCUGCAGCGGCUGACGAAUGGAGAUCCUUCACUUGUGAGCUGGUACACCAAUGCCUUUGCUAUAACACAGCUGUGUGCUGUGUUGUGUGCUCCAUGGAAUGGCCUCAUCUUCGACAGAAACAAGGGCAAACCUAGCACUGAAGGAGAGAGUGAAAAGGAAGCAGACCUGAGGGCCUCAGUACUUUCUCUCUUCCUGACGGCGCUGCAGUGCGUGUUGUUCUCAGUCUGUGCCUGCCUCCCCUCCCUGCCGCUUCAGUACUUCACAUUUGUCCUGGAGGUAAUCAACCGCUCUUUCCUCUUUGGCGGCAACGCAGCUUUCAUCAACGUGGCUUUCCCGUUGUGCCACUUUGCGAAGCUGUAUGGUCUGGUCCUGGCUCUAUCUUCAGUGUUUUCCCUGCUGCAGUAUGCCUGCUUUGCACUGGUGAACGGACCUCUUCAUGGAGACCCUUUAUAUGUGAACAUUGGUGUGUCGCUGCUCAUCUUGCUCGCCUUCAUCCAUCCUCUCUCUGUGUUCCUGCACUGUCGAAGUCUCGCCUCCCAACGAGCCAUCAGUGCCUCCUCAUAAUGUUUGUGAAAUGGGAUUUGCACUUCAAAUUAUGUCAGCAAUGAUAAACAACAAAGCUCUGCCAUCUGCUGGACGCUUAAUUAUCAGUGUAGCUGUUAGAUACUGAUAUUACUGUACCAAACAUACUCAAUCUCCUUCUAUGUUUUCAUUUUAUCAAACAUAUACAUCUUGUGUUUUGAGCAUGUCUAUAAGUAGAACAAAAUUUGAUGUCAUGAUGGAUUCCAUUUUUUAUUUGAAUAUGCCAAAUGUAAUGAUAUUCGUCAAAUUAUACAGAGAUAUAUUUAUGUUUCAGGUCCACCGUUUUUUUAAGUGCAACAACUGAGGAGGUUGUCAAAUUGUUGAAAUGUUAUGAAAUAUAUUUUCAAUAUGAAAAUAUAGUGUGUUAAAUGGAAUUAUUCCCUAUAUAAAUGUAAUUGUAAUAUCAUUUGUAAUUUUUAAAAACAACAAGGAAAUGUUGUAUGUUGUUUAGCAUGACAUUAAAAUUAAAGAGAUACAAGGCUGAACUCCAAACUACCCCUGCGUGUUUUGCCCAGUGUUUGGUGGAUGUUUGGAGUCCAUGUUUUCUGGUGAAAUUUGAU